CAGUAGGUGAGAUUAUCAAACCCCGGAUCCCAAAUUAAAUUUAGUAACAGUUUGAGAGAGAGAGAGAGAAAAAAAGAACCAAACCAUAUCCUAAUUUGUAGCUAGCUACAAUAGUAGUGUACGCACGGUUUUUGCACUCUCGUUUCUUGUCCUGCAAUUUUACACUUCAUUCUCACGCACAACACAAUAGUUGUUGUCGGUGCAAUUGCAAAUGGAGAACGAUACUCAAACUGAUGCCAAAGAUGAAGUCUUGUCGGUUGAGCUUUCAGCUCCUCCUUCUUGGAAGAAACUGUUCUUCCCUAAGAAAGUAGGAACACCAAGAAAAAGCGAGAUUGUAUUCGUUGCUCCAACUGGAGAAGAGAUAAGUUCCAAAAAACAAUUGGAGCAGUACCUGAAAGUACAUCCCGGGAAUCCCAACAUAUCAGAGUUUGAUUGGGGAACCGGUGAAACCCCGAGGCGGUCAGCAAGGAUUAGCGAGAAGGUCAAAUCAACUCCUCCGCCGGCAGAAACUGAGCCUCCUAAGAAACGUAGCCGAAAAUCAUCUGGUUCAAAGAAGGAUGGCAAGGAAACUGAAACCGAUCAAUCGCCUUCAGCGGAAAACAAGGCAAAGUCUUCUGUGGCCGAUCCCAAUGACACUGACAACAACAACGACAAUGAUAAAACAAAGACCGAUGCUGAGGAAAUUAAGCAAAGUAACGUGGAAGGUGAAAAUGUGACUUCCGAGAAGCCUCAAGUGGAAGAAACAUCAAAGGUGGAACAAGGAGAGCAACUUGUCGAGGAAGCUUUGAUUGCUGUGGUGGUUGAAAAACCGCAAGAGGAGGCACCGGUUGAAUCAGAAAAGGAAAAUGGUACAAUUGACAGUAAUAAGCAGGAAAAAAUCGACGCUGUGGAAAACGAAGGAGCUGAGAAAGUGAGUCUCGAUGUUGAAGAUAUUAACGGUAAGACCGAAAUUAACGAAGGAGCUGAGAAAGCGAGUCUCGAUGUUGAAGAUAUUAACAGUAAGACUGAAAUUAAUGAAGGAGCUGAGAAAGCGAGUCUCGAUGUUGAAGAUAUUAACAGUAAGACCGAAAUUAACGAAGGAGCUGAGAAAGCGAGUCUCGAUGUUGAAGAUAUUAACGGUAAGACCGAAAUUAACGAAGGAGCUGAGAAAGCGAGUCUUGAUGUUGAAGAUAUUAACGGUAAGACCGAAAUUUCAGCAAGUGAUGAAAAAGAAACCAUUCAAGGUGAGGAGCAAGUAAAGAAAAUGGUUGACAAUGAAAGUGUUAUUUGGAGCAGUGCACAAUGAAGUAGUAUUAAUUAAUACUAUAUUAGUAUUAAUCAACUCUUAGUGCAUGCUGCUGAUAUGUACUUUAUUAAUAUUACUUAGUGCCCUUAAUUUUUUUAAUGUUAUUAAAGAUGUUUUAGUUAUUUUGUGACAUUGUGAAUGUCUUGUAUUCUGUUUUAACAUAUGGAUGUAUCUAGGAGAUUAAACUUGUAUGCCUCAUAGAUUAGAUCUUUUGGUUUUCCAUAGUGCAGAUCUUAGUGUAGAUUGGAGAUGUUUGUUCCAAAUUUAUGUGAACAAUAUAAAACAUUUGAAUUUGAAUUUCUUGGAUUUAUUGACUCA
Messenger RNA from Cicer arietinum (chickpea), 1603 nucleotides. RefSeq lists its product as uncharacterized. Gene Ontology annotation, molecular function: DNA binding. The record is from RefSeq and is a predicted model, not a curated record. Lineage: Eukaryota; Viridiplantae; Streptophyta; Magnoliopsida; Fabales; Fabaceae.